GGACUCCAUAUCCCAGCAUGCUCCACGGCGGGCCCAGCCGGCCGCAACUCGGGGCUUGGCCCCGGCCCUAGCGUGUCGGCGUUGUAUUGGGGCGCGCGGAGGCUGAAGUCACUGUGGUGCCCGCGGGGACGGAGGAGGGAAUGAGUGAAGAGGAGCAGGGCUCCGGCACUACUACAGGCUGCGGGCUGCCCAGUAUAGAGCAAAUGCUGGCAGCCAACCCGGGCAAGACCCCGAUCAGCCUUCUUCAGGAGUAUGGGACCAGAAUAGGGAAGACGCCCGUGUACGACCUUCUCAAAGCCGAGGGCCAAGCCCACCAACCUAAUUUCACCUUUCGGGUCACCGUUGGCGACACCAGCUGCACUGGUCAGGGCCCCAGCAAGAAGGCAGCCAAGCACAAGGCAGCUGAGGUGGCCCUCAAACACCUCAAAGGGGGGAGCAUGCUGGAGCCGGCCCUGGAGGACAGCAGUUCUUUUUCUCCCCUAGACUCUUCACUGCCUGAGGACUUUCCAGUUUUUACUGCUGCAGCGGCUGCUACUCCUGCUCCAUCUGCUGUCCCAACCAGGAGCCCCCCCAUGGAGGUGCAGCCCCCUGUCUCUCCUCAGCAGUCUGAGUGCAACCCAGUUGGUGCUCUGCAGGAGCUGGUGGUGCAGAAAGGCUGGCGGUUGCCUGAGUACACGGUGACUCAGGAGUCUGGGCCAGCCCACCGCAAAGAGUUUACCAUGACCUGCCGAGUGGAGCGUUUCAUUGAGAUUGGCAGUGGCACUUCCAAAAAGCUGGCAAAGCGUAAUGCAGCAGCCAAAAUGCUGCUUCGCGUGCAUACGGUGCCUCUGGAUGCCCGGGAUGGGAAUGAGGCAGAACCUGAAGAUGAUCACUUCUCCAUUGGUGUGGGCUCCCGCCUGGAUGGACUUCGGAACCGGGGUCCAGGCUGCACCUGGGAUUCUCUGCGAAAUUCAGUGGGAGAGAAGAUCUUGUCCCUUCGCAGCUGCUCCCUGGGCUCCUUAGGUGCUCUGGGCCCUGCCUGCUGCAGUGUUCUCAGUGAGCUUUCUGAGGAGCAGGCCUUCCAUGUCAGCUACCUGGAUAUUGAGGAGUUGAGCCUGAGUGGGCUCUGCCAGUGCCUGGUGGAGCUGUCGACACAGCCAGCCACCGUGUGUCAUGGCUCUGCAACCACCAGGGAGGCAGCUCGAGGCGAGGCUGCUCGCCGUGCCCUGCAGUACCUCAAGAUCAUGGCGGGCAGCAAGUAAAGCUCCAGCUGGACACAUGGACAUACACCCUUGCUCCCUGCUCUUCCUGCCUCAGCCUGGGCAUCUGCCCAGCUGUGGUACCCCCGGAGGUGCCAUCUCUACUUCUGACACAGACUGCCUCCCUGCAGGCCGAGGAGGGCAUGGUGCCAGGAGCCAGAGACCACAGUGCCUCAGUGGCCCAGCAUCUGUCCUCAUGUUACUAGUAAUGAUGAAGGGAAACGAAAUUUGUCACUGUCCCUUAGAGCCCAGAAUAAAUGUGCUAC
Pteronotus mesoamericanus is the source of this 1504-nucleotide messenger RNA. RefSeq names its product TARBP2 subunit of RISC loading complex (gene TARBP2). The coding region runs from base 141 to 1241 and encodes 366 amino acids. Lineage: Eukaryota; Metazoa; Chordata; Mammalia; Chiroptera; Mormoopidae. Gene Ontology annotation, molecular function: siRNA binding; pre-miRNA binding; double-stranded RNA binding. The transcript is spliced from 9 exons. The record is from RefSeq and is a predicted model, not a curated record. Gene Ontology annotation, biological process: siRNA processing; regulation of viral transcription; regulation of miRNA processing. Gene Ontology annotation, cellular component: nucleus; RISC complex; cytoplasm.